Molecule: messenger RNA, 1313 nt
Organism: Chaetomium fimeti
Lineage: Eukaryota; Fungi; Ascomycota; Sordariomycetes; Sordariales; Chaetomiaceae
Product: S-adenosyl-L-methionine-dependent methyltransferase
Exons: 12
Coding region: 190-1269 (359 amino acids)
Molecular function (GO): methyltransferase activity
Source: RefSeq, a predicted model, not a curated record
GUCUUCGGUCCCCAACCCGUUGCCGCCACUUCGGCCGCUAUUUAAACUUGGCCCCGGGGACCCAUGCAUCGGCAUCCACUGACUGGUAUUUCUCCCCCGCUAAGGGGCUCUCUUCUUGAAUUGUUUGUCCUUCCAGCCAAAGACUCCUUACCUCCCCCAGACACGGCAUUCUUCCAACAAGGCUAAAUCAUGUCUACCCCCCCGCCCGACGCGCCCACGGUACCAGCGGCGCCCGUGCAGCCCGCCGAGUCCUCCGAGUCCAUCGAGUCCGCCGGGCCGCAGCAACAUGGCCUCGAACUGGUGGCCGAUGUAUAUGACGAGGUUGAUUCGGCACUCUCCGUGCCCUUGUCAGAAACUUUGACUUCGCUGCGAUCCAGCAUCAUGAACCACCACAGGGAAAAUGGACGCACUUACCAUGCCAUGAGCGCCGGAAAAUAUCUCUUUCCCAAUGAUGAUGCUGAGAUCGAGAGACUAGACUUGCAACAUCACAUCUUCCGGCUGAUGUUCGACGACUACCUCUGCGCAUGCCCAAAGAAGGAUGGGGCCAACAGGGUCCUCGACCUUGGCGCGGGGACGGGGAUAUGGUGUAUAGAUUACGCGGAUCAGCAUCCUGGAGCAGAGGUCAUAGGCGUAGACCUGAGUCCUAUCCAGCCGAACCUCGUGCCGCCAAACUGCACCUUUGAGGUUGACGACCUCGAGAAGGACUGGAUGUGGACCAAGAAGUUUGAUUUCAUCAUAGGCCGCAUGGUGAAUGGCAGCUUCAGCGACCCCAAGGCCAUCGUGGAAAAGGCAUACAACCAACUCGAGCCCGGCGGCUACUUUGAGGUCGAGGACAUGGCCUGCCCCAUCGGUUGCGAUGACGGCACAUUCACAAAGGAGUCAGGUCUGUGGAUUUGGGUCACGACGCUGAUGAAAGCCAUGGACGCCGCCCAGCGCCCUCUAAAUGCUGCGCAACGGUGGAAAUCCUUGAUGGAGGAGGUCGGGUUCGAGGAUGUCGUCGAGACGGUGCACAAAUGGCCCAUCAAUACCUGGCCCCGGGACCCCAAGUACAAGACGCUCGGUAGGUGGUGCUUGCUCAACACGGACCAGGUCAUAGAGACCGCCAUCCUGGCGCCGGCGACGAGGUUUCUGGGCUGGGCUCCGGAAGAAGCGCAGGUCCUUGCGGCCAAGGCGAGGACGGCGAUCAGGGACCCUCGGGUGCACGCAUAUUGGCCCAUACACGUUGUUUAUGGCCGGAAACCGGGGGGGGAGUCCGCAAAGACUGCUUGAUGUUGUGGGCCGAGGCAUCACCAGACUGGGGCGGGGAACGGGGG